GGAUAUUCUCCAAUAUCGAGGUCCUGCAACAGCAGGUCUCGGUAUACGACACCUUACUAGACCGCAUCGAUGAAAUCAAAACCAAGGUGCAAAGCCGUUGCGAUGCAGUUCAGAAGUCAUUGGCGGCAUAUACGUCAACGCUAGCACCCAUCCGACAUCUUCCCAGCGACGUUCUUCGAUCUAUAUUUCGCGAGAUACAAAUCUCGCAGUGGCAGAACGCUGGCAAAGCAAAGCACAAAGAUGAAGUGCUGGAUUUUUCACAAGGUCCGUGGGUGCUCAGCCAUGUAUGCGGUGCUUGGAGGGAUAUCGUUAUAUCUUAUCACCAACUCUGGUCGCAUAUUAUACUUCACUUUCCGUAUCAUUCAAUAGGCUCGCUCGGCGAGCGUCGGUUCCCGCCUCGUCACGGUUAUACGAUCGACGCACUAAAAGUCGUGAUCCAUCAUUCGGAACGGUAUCCUCUCGAAAUAGAGUUUAAUGUCGACCCUGGAGGCGAUGAAGAUAUGGCCGUUGAAGCUCUUUCCGUAAUUGCCGAGGAGUCAUAUCGGUGGAGGACCUUGAAGCUCCAUACAUUCUUGAGAUUGUUGGAGCGGUUGAAGGUGGUUCGCGGAAGGAUUCCUUGUCUGGAAUCCUUUACUUUGAACGCUUCAGAUAUAACACAAAGCGGAAGAGAGGACCUGUUGGAAAAUACUCAACGUAUCUUCGCUGAAGCCCCUCGCCUUCAAAAGGUGACUUUACGUGGCCCCUCCGGUGUCGGGGAUCUCAUGCUUCCUCUUCAUAUCACUCAUCUGGCGACAUAUGCAAACAAUGCUUGUAACCUUGGAGUUUAUCGGUCUCUCGUAGAAUGCCAUCUCAUGACACGUCCCAGAGACGAUCAGGAUAUACGAUCCCUUCCUCUUAACAUUCACCUUCCCAAUGUCCGGUGCCUUUUUGUGUCAUCGCUGCGAAUACUGGCACAUCUGUGCCUACCUUCCUUAAAUAAUCUCACAGUCUAUCAUAUCAGCUCGGGCAUUAAUGCAAACAUCCGCGACGUCCAGAUCGUGAACGAUUUCAUCCGACGUUCUCGAUGCUCCCUUUCCAAGUUAGUCUUCCGUUCAUCAAACAUUGACGAUCAGAUCUUUAUCCGAGAGUUACUCUUAUUCAUGGACACUUUGGUGUUCUUAGAAAUAAUGUUCCUUUGGAUCGAGGCUACCUUCGAUGCCCUUGCUCCCGUUGGAUUCCUCCCAAAUUUGCAGCAUCUACGGUUAUUUUGUUACGAUAUAGCCUCAUCCCAAGAUUCCCUCGUCGCAAUGAUCUCUUCGCGUAGCCAAAAAUUUCGUUCGGUCAAAAUUUACUGUUGCGAUCCUGUGGAUGCAGAGUGCUUCAAUCGACAUAUAUCACCACUGCAAAAAACCGGACAGCACUUUAUUGCUACACACAAAGGACAAAACCAGAUAACAUCUCAAGUGCAGUUUGGAAAAUUCAGUCAGUCAGAUUUAGAUGUUCCAGUUGACCAAUGACUUUUUCUCUAUAGUACGUCCUCCUUUAUGCGGAGAUCUCCGAUUGCUGAGAUAGACCUUCUAGUCAGCUGCGAGCACGGUGGGAUUAAGUUGGAUAUUCUAAUGCGCGAUUGUACUGCCCGUUUGGAGGCCGCGCGGCUUCAGUACUCAGUGGCCUUUGCAGAACUAUAGCCGUUGACAUCUACCGGCCCACAGGUCUCUGAUGUCCUUUCCUUCCCUCCUAAUUCAGAUAAAAAGGAUAUACUUAUUUGUGUCGGGAACGUUAAACUUGACAACGGGGAGUUCGCGUCAGAACGCUCUGCUCACAGCUUCAUCCCA
Molecule: messenger RNA, 1814 nt
Organism: Desarmillaria tabescens
Lineage: Eukaryota; Fungi; Basidiomycota; Agaricomycetes; Agaricales; Physalacriaceae
Exons: 1
Source: RefSeq, a predicted model, not a curated record